AUGGUGAUGUAUUCAAAGGUUACGGCAACUGUCAUCCGCGGUCCACAAACACCGGAUGGAGCAUGCGCGUCGUGUUCUGAAACACGGAGAACAAAGAGAAAACGAUGGCGCGAAGGAAAGCAACAAAUUCACAAAGCGGGUCGAGCCCAUCAGUUUGAUCACUUCAUCAAAGAUGAAAGAGUCCGACCUGGGACGUCGUUGUUUCCAUACUCGACCACUCCUUGCUGUAACACUCAUAUCCGCAGAUUCAUCUGGACCUUCCCGUCGUCCUACGCAACUACAACCACGCUAUCCGAUACCAAAUCGCAAAAAUUGAUCGCCAUCAUCCCACAAAUCACCAUGAAAGAUUCAAAAGAGAUGAACGAGGAGAUUGCUGAGGUAGAGGAUCACUCUGCUUUGGCAGAGAUCCAUGCGGCUGUUUGCAUGGCAAGAGAUGCUCGAUUGGCUCAGAAAGUGUCUGACCUGGAUGCCUUGCAGGACCUACAUAACGAUAACGAAUACACGUUUACCCGGCUGGAUUUCGCUGCGAUCAAGUUCGAAUGCGGCAAACCUGAUCCUCUUUUCUUCACACCAAUCCCGACAACCCUUUAUCUAUACGAGGGCUGUCUGACGAGCGGGCUGGUCCAGGGAAACGACUGUUUGAAGUACUGGAUACACCCACCAGGCCAGGUCCUGGAUUUGAGGGACGAUCAAGUUACGAGGGUUCAUGUUCCCGGGCAGACGAUUCAUCUCCUGAGAACCGCCAAACAGCGAGAACGAAAGCAGAGCCAGGAAACCGCAGGUAUUCCCUUGGGAGAAUUCACUACACCGGUAAACCAGAUCAUCCAAAAACGCAUGUCUGUACCUUCACUUCUCCCGAAGCGUCAUCUCAAACCAGAAACACCCUCACCGCCGACCAAACCCUCCUCAUCACCUCCCGCCGCACCUCAGGCGCCAUCUUCAAAGCUCAUGCCAAGAAGGCCCGGGAAGGUCGGCUCAAGAAAGCCCAGGAGGAUUGACGCUUAG
Messenger RNA from Filobasidium floriforme, 1005 nucleotides. RefSeq lists its product as uncharacterized. Lineage: Eukaryota; Fungi; Basidiomycota; Tremellomycetes; Filobasidiales; Filobasidiaceae. The record is from RefSeq and is a predicted model, not a curated record. The transcript is spliced from 4 exons. The coding region runs from base 1 to 1005 and encodes 334 amino acids.